AAGAGGCGGGUUGGGAAGGGGAGGUGUCUUGUCCAUUUAUAGUCUUGCUCUUUGAGAGGCUGAAGGUGCUGAAAUAGCAGCAAUGACAAGAAGCUUGGCUCAGUUUGAAAUAUCUGCCUUGCUGGCCUGACACAGUCUGAAAUGACAAUCGGGAGAAUGGAGAACGUGGAGGUCUUCUCUUCUGAGGGCAAAGGCAGGGGUCUGAAGUCCACUAAGGAGUUCUGGGCUGCGGACGUCAUCUUUGCUGAGCGGGCUUAUUCCGCAGUGGUUUUUGACAGCCUCGUGAACUUUGUGUGCCACACCUGCUUCAAGAGGCAGGAGAAGCUCCACCGCUGUGGGCAAUGCAAGUUUGCCCAUUACUGUGACCGCACCUGCCAGAAGGAUGCUUGGCUGAACCACAAGAACGAGUGUUCAGCCAUCAAGAGAUAUGGGAAGGUGCCCAACGAGAACAUCAGGCUGGCGGCACGCAUCAUGUGGCGGGUAGAGAGAGAGGGCACCGGGCUCACAGAGGGCUGCCUGGUCUCUGUGGACGACUUGCAGAACCACGUGGAGCACUUUGGGGAGGAGGAGCGGAAGGAGCUGCGGGUGGACGUGGACACGUUCUUGCAGUACUGGCCUCCCCAGAGCCAGCAGUUCAGCAUGCAGUAUAUCUCGCACAUCUUUGGAGUGAUUAACUGCAACGGUUUCACUCUCAGUGAUCAGAGAGGCCUGCAGGCAGUGGGCGUGGGCAUCUUCCCCAACCUAGGCCUGGUGAACCAUGACUGUUGGCCCAACUGCACAGUCAUAUUUAACAAUGGCAAUCAUGAGGCAGUGAAAUCCAUGUUUCACACCCAGAUGAGAAUUGAGCUCCGGGCCCUGGGCAAGAUCUCAGAAGGUGAGGAGCUGACCGUGUCCUAUAUCGACUUCCUCAACGUCAGUGAGGACCGCAAGAAGCAGCUGAAGAAACAGUACUACUUUGACUGCAUGUGCGAGCACUGCCAAAAAGGGCUGAAGGAUGACCUCUUCCUGGGGGUGAAAGACGACCCCAAGCCCUCCAAGGAAGUGGUGAAGGAGGUGAUACAGUUCUCCAAGGAUACACUGGAAAAAAUAGACAAGGCUCGCUCUGAGGGUCUGUAUCAUGAGGUUGUGAAAUUAUGCCGGGAGUGCCUGCAGAAGCAGGAGCCAGUGUUUGCCGACACCAACCUCUACAUGCUGCGGAUGCUGAGCAUUGUUUCAGAGGUCCUCUCCUACCUUCAAGCCUUUGAGGAGGCCUCGUACUAUGCCAGGAGGAUGGUGGAUGGCUAUAUGAAGCUCUACCACCCCAACAAUGCCCAACUGGGCAUGGCUGUGAUGCGGGCAGGACUGACCAACUGGCAUGCGGGUAACAUUGAGGUGGGGCACGGGAUGAUCUGCAAAGCCUACGCCAUACUCCUGGUGACACAUGGGGCCUCCCACCCCAUCACCAAGGACUUAGAGGCCAUGCGGGUGCAGACAGAGAUGGAGCUGCGCAUGUUCCGCCAGAACGAGUUCAUGUACCACAAGAUGCGUGAGGCGGCCCUGAACAACCAGCCCAUGAAGGUCAUGGCUGAGCCCAGCAGUGAGCCAGCCCCGGCUCUGUUCCAUAAGAAGCAAUGAGGACCUGCCAGGUGGGGUAGGGGCAGCGUGGCUGGGGAACUGGGGAGAGAUUCUGGAGGCAGUGGGUCGUCCAAUCAUUCCUUGAUGAGGAAGUCGGAGUAAUGCUCAACCUUGUCGCUGUGGGAAUGUACUGCCCUGUGUUCCCCUGUGUCAUUUUGAUUCAAUUCAACUCAUUUCAAUUCAAUUCAACUUUAUCCCAGCCCAGCUGAACACAUCCUACAAAUACUUAUUGGGUGCUAGACCCUAGAGAUAUAGAAGCUCCAAAUGUACUUGAGGAGGCAAAAUGUAAACGAACAAUUAAAGCACAUUAUAAUAAUAAAUGCAAUGGUAAACUCUAUGGAAGUGGGGGUGCAGAGGAGGGUUUGUGUACGCGUGUUUGUGUGUGCAGUGAUGGUGUCGUGGACAGGAUAACACCUGGGCUGAGGGUGGCAGCUGCCUGGACUCACCCAUCUUUGCAGGUGUCUAUGGGGCUGCUGAUCUCACCUGUGGUAUGGAAUAUUCAGAAUUUGACUGACUAGGACAGGUGAUGUCUAGUUUCCUCAGGUUUGUGUGGAGUUAUGAAGAAGGGGCUGUGUUUGGACCAUUUAGUUCUACUCAGAGAACUGAAACUUCUUCAGAAUGGUGCCUAUGCUCAAAGAAGUGAGGCCCAAAUCACCUGAGGCCUCAAUUUAAAAUUUGGGUUCCAAGUGUAAUUCUAGAAGUAUUUCUAGAACACACAGAGAAGGAAUGUCUCCCUUCUCCACUGUCAUUGCCAAGCCUUGUGGCUCCCUAUGAUGGGGGUGCUACUUGGACAAUAUAUGAGGUUUUUCUGGCCCUUGGCCCAGUAGGAUUGAAGAUGUCUUUUCAGCUGAGAGAGAAAUUUGGAAACACACACACCUGAUGUCCAGCAGAAUUGGCCUUUGGGAGUUUUACUUGGUCACAUGUGUCUGGGUGGUCUUUACCAGCUUAGACUUCAUUAUUCAUAAUCAAUGAUGCUCCAUUCUUAGUACUGAAUAGUUAUUACUUCCUUUGCUUAAUUUCUCUGCUGUCCAUGCCCUGGGGACUUGUGCUCUUCCCACUAGGAAGAACACUUCAAUCUGGACUCUUGUAUAUAUCUGGGUUAGGAUCUCUUCAGAGGUGUGACCAAUUUAUCCUCAUCUCCUGGGAGGCUGCUGUGAUUUUCAUGUGAGAAGUGAGGGUCUUGGGAAUCAACCAAUCUCAAGAUUGGCCUAUUAUCCUGUUAUCUUCUGAGACUCAGAUUUAUCAUCAAUGUUUUGGGGGAUCCUGGAACAAAGCCCUUCAGAUGGGGGGGUGUCAUCUAAAUUUCUACACAACCAGGGGCUAUGGUUGACCCCAGAGCUCCACCUAAAAUCUUGAAGUCAAGUGAUCCUACCAGGCCCCAUAUUUGUUAUCUCUGCCUAAAAUGCUAGUUCCUGUAUCCCCACCCUUUCAUUCCCCAGAAUGACCCAGUGCCUCCUCUGAACCCUGUCCAGGGGCUGAAAACUCUGCAAAUGGACCACCUUUUUGCAGAGUACUUGUACCUGACAUUUGGCUCUUCUUUGAGGACAUUCUCUUCUCUAGAAGGUUUUACAGGAAGGCUGCAUCUCGGUCUGUGUCUAUGCCCCUCCUCCCUCCUUCCCUCCCAGCCCAGUGGAAUGAGAGUCGACCCUUCCAAAGCUGAACUCUCCACCUGAGCUCUGGACCCCUUUCCCCUCCUACGUUCUCACGACCUUGCUCCGCCUAUUAUUCCUUCUUCAUUCUGGAUCCUAGACAUUUCUCCACCCACUGGUCUUUAAUGCAGUCAAUAAACAUGCUGAAGACUCUUGGAUCAUAAUCUCCAUAGCUGAGUUUUUUUUUUUUUUUUUUUUUUUUAGUUGUGUAGUGAUUAUCUGUCUUUCUUCACUUUCCAUUUCUUCCUGAACCUACUGAAGACUGGCUUCCACUCUGUUCUGCCACUAAAAUGGCUCUUACCGAGAUCAACUGUAGUGGGUACUUCUAAGUCCUUACAUUAUUUGGCCUCUCUGUACCCUUUGACAAUCCCAGCCCUGACUUCUGUGACCCCACUUCCCUGUGAUGAUCCUCUUGGUUUCUCAGGCUCCUUCACUGGCCCUGUUUCUCUGCCUGUACCUGAUAUGUUAGCAUUUCCUGGAGUUGGUUUUGUCCUUAGUUCAUUCUCCUCUUUCUGCACACAUUCCCUGUAGGAGGUUUGGAAGGCCCCUCGUUUAAUGACCACCUGAGGCUGGCGAUUCUCAAAUCUCUAUUCCCUGACUUUGCCCUUGAGCUCUAGCCCCAUACACUCUCUCGAAUGUUGUGCAAGCACGUCAAACUCAGCAUAUCCAAAAUGAAACUUUCUCUUUCCUUUCUCCCUUCCCCACACAUCUGUUCCUUCUCAGAACACCACCCAAGAACAUCACCUCCUCUAUCAGAUUGUGAGCUCCUGGAAGGCAGAGGCUGUGUCUCUUAAUUCAUCUUUCUAUCCCCACACCUAGCACAGGUCCUGGAACAUGGUAGGUGCACAGUAAAUGUGUGUUGAAUGAAUGAAUGAAUGAAAAAACAAAUGAACAAAUAAACAAAUGAAUAAACAAAUGAACUUGCUUAUCUCAGAGCAAAAGAGACAUGAAACUGUAUAAUCUGAGUUUUUAUGUUGGAGUGGUUAACAAAGCCCAUUAAAUCUUCUGUGUUUCCAAGAAAA
Messenger RNA from Cynocephalus volans (Philippine flying lemur), 4285 nucleotides. RefSeq names its product SET and MYND domain containing 1 (gene SMYD1). Gene Ontology annotation, cellular component: nucleus. The record is from RefSeq and is a predicted model, not a curated record. The coding region runs from base 142 to 1614 and encodes 490 amino acids. NCBI's taxonomy places the organism in Eukaryota, Metazoa, Chordata, Mammalia, Dermoptera, Cynocephalidae. The transcript is spliced from 10 exons. Gene Ontology annotation, molecular function: histone H3K4 methyltransferase activity; protein binding.